GUUUGACAGUAGGAUCACGGCCUUGUUUAGCAAGCAAACAGUUUUCAUAAUUUAUACCUUCUUGGUGUCUCUUUCAGUAGACAAAACUAGAAAAUUUAAUUAACUCGUCAGGAAAUAAAGGUAGGAGAAACCAGUAAAACGCGGCGAUGGAGCCGCAAAAUGUUCGACCCACAGAAAACAAAGAAGAGACAGGGGUCGAUAAUGAGCGGGCCGCACAGAAAUCCCCGGGCCCUAGUACGACGUCCACCCCGCGCAGGGCAAUAAGAGGACGCGGGGCUGGCCGCCCGAAGGCCGAGGUGCCUUGCUCACCAGGCACUAAUGGUGCAACGACAAGCACAACGAGCUCUGGACGUGUGUUACGGGAUCGGUCGACGCGAGGGGUACCCGUUUGGAGGCAAAGCGAGACGGGCGAAGACACAGAUGAACUAAGUCACGAUACAGCCGCAAACCGCCGAAGGAAGCCCGCUUGUCCGCGGCGUAGGAGAAAUGUUGCCGCAGCAUCGUCUGAAACUGCUAAGGAGGUCGAAGGAGAACGUGGCCCCGCUUCUGAGUCUGGAGAGGGUCAAAGGGUCACUGUUAGUCGAGCCCCCCGGGGGCGCCGGGCCCAGACUCGUCCCAAGACGAUCUCCUCUCGCCCUGUGCGUGGCUCACCCAGGAUGGUGAUAAAGGCUGAGCCAGAAUCGGAGAGUCCGUACGAGGGCGACAAGUCAGGUGGGAAGAAGAAAGGAGGCAGUGAGAAAAAGACGGAUGAGGAGAAAGAGGAGGAGCAGGAUGUUCUCCUGGGUGAAGAAGAUCCUCUGUUCGAGGACGACCCAAAAGAUAAAAACUACCAGCCACAGUCGCAGAGUGGUGAGGAAGAGGGAAUCAGUAGUGAUGAAGAUCUUCCUUUCAGAGAUGAUCUGAAUGACCAGAGCUACGACCCCAAAGCCGAGAGGGACCCUCCAAAAUCUAGACGCCGGGCCCCCUCCAGGCCACGAGAGAAGAAGGAAAAGGCGCAGGCGAAGGAGAAGGAGAAGGAGAGAGAAACGGAAUCCGAGACCAAAAUAAAGACGGAGGGGGGAGAGGGCACGGACGUGAAGCUGGAGAACGAGUUUGGGGAGGUCACCGAGCCGCCCAGGAAAAGAGGAAGGCGACGGAAAGAUGACAAAAGUCCUCGUCUUCCAAAGAGAAGGAAGAAACCCCCAGUGCAGUAUGUCCGUUGUGAGAUGGAGGGAUGUGGAACAGUCUUGGCCCACCCCCGCUACUUACAGCAUCACAUUAAAUACCAGCACCUGUUAAAGAAGAAAUACGUGUGUCCUCACCCCUCCUGUGGGAGACUUUUUCGUCUGCAGAAGCAACUGUUGCGCCAUGCGAAACACCACACGGACCAGAGAGAUUACAUCUGUGAGUUCUGCGCCCGUGCCUUCAAGAGUUCACACAACCUGGCUGUGCAUCGCAUGAUUCACACUGGAGAGAAACCCCUUCAGUGUGAGAUCUGCGGCUUCACUUGUCGUCAAAAGGCGUCUCUGAACUGGCAUAUGAAAAAACACGACGCCGACGCCUCCUACCAGUUCUCCUGCAGCAUCUGCGGAAAGAAGUUUGAAAAGAAGGACAGCGUGGUGGCACACAAGGCCAAGAGUCACCCAGAGGUCCUCAUCGCUGAGGCUUUGGCAGCCAAUGCCGGCGCCCUGAUCACCACCCCAGGGGCCCUGCUGGAAGGCUCUACUGGCCCCGGGCCAACCGAACAGGCGGUGCCUGAGCCGCAGGUGGGCCCUGUCGCCGAGGUGAGCCCCCUGACGCAGGUGGGCCCUGUCACGGAGGUGAGCCCCCUGACGCAGGUGGGCCCUGUCACGGAGGUGAGCCCCCUGACGCAGGUAGGUCCCGUGAUGGUGGUGGAGCAGGACCACACACUCCACACCAUGCAGGUGCCAGUCACGCUGGCCCUGCCUUCGGCGGAGGAGGACGGGGGCGCCUCCGCAAACAUCGCGCACCAGCCGCAGCAGCAGCAGCAGCAGCCUGGCCACACCAUGCAGAUGCCGCUGCAGUUUGUCUCCACGGCGGCCAUCUCCCAGCAACAGGCGCAGAUCCAGCAGUUGCCCCUUCAGACCAGCGCGGCCGUCACCCAACCCAGCCCUCAUCUUCAGCAGAUCCCCCUGCAGACCUACAGCCCCCAGCCCCAGAUCCUGCACAUGACCUUUCGCACCAUUCCCCAGCAACAGCACCACAUCCAGCAAAUCCCCUUACUCUCCACUUCACAGCAGUUACCCUUACAGCCCACCCCCUCGCAGCAAACCCAGGCUCUCCCCAGACCACCUAACCCCGCUCCCAAUACCCAGCUCCUGACCCAAGCCCAACCUGACGCUCCUACUGACUGCAGGGAAAGUUUAGGGUUUGGCACAGAACCUGCUCCCCAGUCUGCCUCCUCUCCCGUGCAUCCUCACCCUUCUGCCUCGGCUCCCUCUCAGGAACCCGGGGACGGGGUCGUUUGGGAGGGACACGGAACCGGCGAGAACGGGGGUGGGGUUUGGGAAAGGGGCGGAGAAUCGCAAGGCCAGGUUUUGACGGACAGCUCUGAUGGACAGAUGCAACACGGACUGAUGUAGAUCGGUAUGGGGGUUUGAUGGUGUGUAAGGGAGAAGACUGCAUACUAUAUUUCAAUCCCAUUAACCU
This is a messenger RNA of Chanos chanos (milkfish), 2649 nucleotides long. RefSeq names its product ZFP91 zinc finger protein, atypical E3 ubiquitin ligase (gene zfp91). The transcript has 12 exons. The record is from RefSeq and is a predicted model, not a curated record. The coding region runs from base 147 to 2582 and encodes 811 amino acids. Lineage: Eukaryota; Metazoa; Chordata; Actinopteri; Gonorynchiformes; Chanidae.